AUGAAGGCGACCAUCCUUACACUUGCUGCGGCAGUGGCCCCGGUGCUGGCGGGCGUACCACCGGCGGAAUUCAAGUUUCCCGAAGCUGAUAACGAGCUGGGUGUGGCAUUCACAUGGAGCGGCCAAUCCAGGACCGUCUCGGCAGGCCAGCUGUUUGGCAGCAACAUCACCAGCCAGCAGCCUCAGCUUGCGGUUGAUCAGAAAAAGUUCAAAGCCCUAGCAGACUACAAGGGCGAAUACAUGAUCGUCAUGAUCGACCCGGACGCGCCAUCACCCGACAACCCACGGCUGCGCUCCAUCCUCCACUGGUUCCAGGCCUCAGUCACGGCCCAGACCACCGUGGCGUCCAACAGCACCCUCGGGGGCCAGACGGCACUGCUGCCCAAGGCGGGAGCGCAGGCCCUGGCGCCGUACGUGCCGCCCGGGCCGCCGCCCACUUCGUCAGCGCACCGCUACAUCAUCUACGCCUUUGCGCAGCCGUCCAACUUCAGUAUGCCGCGGACUUUUUCCAAUUUCAGCGCCACGAACCGCGCCGGCUUCAACAUUGACAACUUUGUCCGCGACGCCAAACUCGCCAAGCCGCUGGCCGCCGAGUACUUUUAUGUGUCGCGCCAAGCCAACGUUCCCGGCACCUUUGUCGACCAGCCCGGCGGCUCGUACCCCGGCGGCAACGGCAACGCCAUCUUCACGGCCAACCAGACGAGACCCUCGGGAUCGAGCAACGGCACGACCCCGGCGCCGACGAAACCAUCCGGCGGUAGCUCUAGUGGUGGUAAUACCGUCGGCAGCGGUGGUACCACCUAUACGCCGCCAUCGGUGCCGGGCAAAGCGGCCGUCAAGCAGCCUGCUGGUCUGGGUGCUUUGUUUGGAGCGGGGCUUGUAGUAGGACUUACUAUGUUGUUGUAA
This is a messenger RNA of Pyricularia pennisetigena, 906 nucleotides long. RefSeq lists its product as uncharacterized. The record is from RefSeq and is a predicted model, not a curated record. Gene Ontology annotation, molecular function: phospholipid binding; peptidase inhibitor activity. Gene Ontology annotation, biological process: regulation of Ras protein signal transduction; regulation of proteolysis. The transcript is spliced from 2 exons. NCBI's taxonomy places the organism in Eukaryota, Fungi, Ascomycota, Sordariomycetes, Magnaporthales, Pyriculariaceae. Bases 1 to 906 code for a protein of 301 amino acids.